This is a messenger RNA of Sesamum indicum (sesame), 1324 nucleotides long. RefSeq lists its product as uncharacterized. The record is from RefSeq and is a predicted model, not a curated record. Lineage: Eukaryota; Viridiplantae; Streptophyta; Magnoliopsida; Lamiales; Pedaliaceae.
AUUUCCCUCUCCAUUUCACGCCCAACAACCCCCCACCCCACCAAAAGCACACAAAUUAAGCCAAACAAGUAGCACACAAUUUCUUGCAAGCUCCAAGAACAUAACAAUAUGGGCACUCUUGUAGGGCAUGUGGCACCUGGAUUUGGCGUCUUGAUCAUUGGAUUAUGGCACCUAUUCAACCACAUCAAACUUCAUGCCCUCCACCCAAAAACCUACACCUCCUCACCAUGGUUUCCCACUUCAAGAAUCAAAUAUUUGGAGCUCUACUUGAUCAUGCUAGGUUGCUCCAUCUCCAUAUCCAUGGAGCUCUUCAUCGGGCCGGACCGGCACCAACCCCUCGACCCUGAUGGCACCAUCCCUUCUAACCAUCUCCAUAACUUUGAACACUCCAAUAUUUCCUUGACUUUCUUCGUCUAUGCUAUCUUUUCAAUCUUGCUCGAUAGACUUGCCACGUCAGCACAAUAUGGGCUGACAUGUUUACUUGGGGCAGUGGCGUUCGGCCAACAACUCCUCCUCUUCCACCUCCACUCCGCCGAUCACAUGGGGGUGGAGGGCCAAUACCAUUGGCUACUCCAAAUUGCAAUAUUCAUAUCACUUGCCACUACCCUUUUAGGCAUUGGUUAUCCCAAGAGCUUCUUGAAUAGCUUUGUGAGGUCAAUUAGCAUAGUGUUCCAAGGAGUUUGGCUUAUGGUCAUGGGGUUCAUGUUAUGGACCCCAACCCUAAUCCCUAAGGGUUGCUUCAUGAACUUGGAGGAAGGCCAUAAAGUGGUCCGGUGCCACGGGGAAGACGCCCUAGAACGUGCCAAAUCACUAGUGAACAUUCAAUUCAGCUGGUACGUCAUAGUCAUGAUGAUUUUUUCUAUAACGUUUUAUCUAGUUAUGAUCAAAUUACACCCUGAAAAAGUCGAGUACGAAUCUCUGACAAAAUUUGAGUCACAAGACCAAGAAAGCGACGACGACGAUGUUGAAGCCCAAAAGAAGGGCAAUAAUAUUGAGAAGAUAGGGGAUCAGGGUAGGAGGUUUCUCCAAAUUGGGAAGACAAUUGGUCCUAUGGACAUAGAGAGGUAGAAGGUCAACAUUAGUGGAAGUUGUAGAUUAAUUUGGCUAAGUAUAUGUGUAAAGAAUAGUAAAGGUUGUAGGGUUAAGUGGGUGUACACUUUGUUUGGUUUUGACUAAGCCUACAAUUGUUGUUGGCUUGGUUAAUUAAGUGAAAAUCCUCAUGCAAAAAGAGAACAAGUGUGGUGUGUAUAGUUUGGUUUUUAUAUGUAGCAUUUGUGAAUGUAUGUACACUAAAAACAAAAGUGAUUCUUGAUUUUUUAAUGAA